Columba livia (rock pigeon) is the source of this 2337-nucleotide messenger RNA. It is a transcript of the gene ELP4, whose product is annotated as elongator acetyltransferase complex subunit 4. Lineage: Eukaryota; Metazoa; Chordata; Aves; Columbiformes; Columbidae. The record is from RefSeq and is a predicted model, not a curated record. The transcript has 10 exons. Bases 46 to 1137 code for a protein of 363 amino acids. Gene Ontology annotation, biological process: tRNA wobble uridine modification. Gene Ontology annotation, cellular component: elongator holoenzyme complex; transcription elongation factor complex; cytoplasm.
UCUUCCCGGCGUCCCCUGGCUCCUGUCAAGCUCCCGGCAGCCGAGAUGGCGGCGGCCCCGGCGCCGCGGGGCUGCGGGGCUACUAGCUUCCAGCGGAAAGCCGCGGCCGGCAGCCGCCUGGCCGCUGUCGCGGGCACUCGGCCUUCGGUUCGCCACGGGCAGCUGCUGCUCUCCAGCGGGCUCCCCUCCCUGGACUGUGUGCUAGGUGGAGGCAUAGCUGUUGGAACCCUUCUUCUUAUUGAGGAAGAUACAUACGGUCUCUAUUCCAAUUUGUUGUUCAAGUACUUUCUCGCAGAGGGAGUUGUCUGUGGACAUGACUUGUUUGUUGCUUCUGCUAAAGAGCAUCCUGACAACAUCUUAAAGGAACUUCCAGCCCCUUUGCUUGGUGAUACCUACAGAAAUGAAUUGAGAGAAGAAACAACAGCCGUUAAGUCUGAGGAAUUUCAGGAUGCUAUGAAAAUAGCUUGGCGCUACCAAAAUUUACCAAAAAUAGAGACCAGCCCGACGACAUCUACGAAGUUUGGCCAUUAUUAUGAUGUUUCUAAAAGAAUGUCUCCAGAACUGUUUCAGUCCGUAAAACAGCACAGAUUUUACCUUCCUGAAGAAUUGUCUUCACAGCCAGAAAUGAAAACAUGGAACAUGAACAGUGCUUAUGCAAGGCUGCUUCAAUCCAUCCAGAGGAUCAUUUACCAGGAAGGGUUUGAUGGCUCUGAUCCCCAGAAAAAACAAAAGACUAUUUUGCGGAUAGGAAUUCAGAGUCUGGGUUCCAUGAUGUGGGGUGAUGACAUUUGUAGCAGCGAUACUCCUGAAGAUGUUCACAGCCUUACAAAAUUUCUGUAUGUUCUCCGUGGCCUCCUCCGAAAAUCUCUGUCCGCCUGCAUCAUCACGGUGCCCGCUCACCUUAUCCAGAAUAAAGCAAUUAUGGAACGUGUAACAAACUUGUCAGAUACGGUGGUUGGUCUUGAAUCAUUUAUUGGCUCUGAGAGAGAAACCAAUCCAUUAUACAAGGAUUACCACGGUUUGGUUCAUGUACAUCAGAUUCCUCGGCUUAAUAGCUUGAACUGUGAUGUAUCAGACACAAAGGACCUUGCUUUUAGAUUAAAAAGGAAGCUGUUCACCAUUGAGACAAAUAUUUAACCAAGGGGUGCAGCCCAGCUCAUCGCAGGAUGGGUGCAGCCUCUUCUGACGGGUUGUUGCAACGUGCUACCAGCUUCUUCGGCAUCUUCAGAGCCCCCUCGUUGGCUUGGAUGGAAAAUCUUUGCAAGACGAACAUGAUCCUUCCUCAUGCUCGGGGGACUCUUUUGCACAGAGACUACGGUGCAAGGGAUUUUUUGUUUGUUUGUUGGAAGAUUUUAAGCAGAACUUCCUAUUUUUGAGCAGGCUACAAACUGAAACCGCCGAACGCAGCAGGGAAACAAUAGACUCAUCCCAGGGAAGACGUUCCCAAUUCAGCACGAGAACCUGAUCUAUACAGAAUUGUGACAUACAGUUGAGAAAGUGGUAAUGAAAUUUAAAACGUUGUGUCUUGAAUAUGUCAAAUAUGAAUUCUUUAUAUACUUUCUGUUGUGUUGACGUUUUCAAAAUAUAAGUAUUUGGAACAUGAAUAUUAUGAUAGAUUAAAUCUUGUUCUAUGUUUGUAAAGAAAUCUCAAAAACGAUUUCAAGGAUGAAGCUGAAUUCGAUUUUCUGUAACAGUAGAUACAAGCAUCUGAAAAUGGGUGUUCAGAUACAUGGGAUGUGAUACACAUGGUAGUACACCACUGGUUUCAGCUUUAAAUUUAAUAUAAAACAGUGAUGUUGUUCCAAAUACAGCUUUUGGAAAAGUGCAGAAGUCUAACUUACAAAAAUCCUUUACUAUGCCAAUAUUGGAAAGUGAGCUAUUAAUCAAGUUUUUCUGAAACCACAAGUUUAUAACACAUCCCUUUAAAAAUGUGUGUAUAUUACAAGCAUUACACACACAGACGCACACACACACAGAUGUCAAACCAGUAUUUCUCUAGUAUCAUGUAUUAGAAAUUUAAUAAAGUGGGUUUUUUUUUGCCUGUGAUGGAGAAAUGUCAUCCUUAACUACAGAGCACAACAGAAACAGGCAAGAAGAUGCUUUUAUGUCUUUAAGAGGUGGUAGAAACAAGUACUAUCCUCCAUGGCAUUUCUUGGGGUUUUUCUUUUCUCUUGUGAGCUACCUGAGUGCAAGGCCUACCUUUCUUUUUUUAAUCACAUUGAGCACAUGUUGGUGCUUACUCAAUAAUAAAUGUACUUGUGUAAAAAGAAGAAUGAAAGUGAAUCAUCUUCAUCUUAAGAAAAAAAGGCAACUCGGAAAAAAACAAUCCAUCACCAU